GUCUGACCACUUUAGCCAGGCCCCGUGUGGUGGAUUGACUCCACCGCAUCAACCGGACCGACGGGAAGAGCGUUGACCAUUCAUUCCCGGGGGAUUUCCGCGGACGUAGCGGAGAGUGCGUGUGUGUAUCUGUGCGCCAGUGGCAUUCCAGUAUUCCAGUGACCGGCGAGUCGAGUGAACAGUGAUUGACGUGUUGUGCAGGUAGCCUAACAUUCAGGCGCAGUGCUCCCACUGACCGACGUAUGAACUAGCAGACUUGACCGAUGGUGUCGUUUGCCAAGCAACAAGUAUCGCUGCAGCUCCAGUUCCGCUUCUAACCAACCUUCCACGUGUCUGUGUGUGUGAUUAUGAUGGCUGCCACAAGAAUCCCAGCGGCAUACGACGUGUGCUAGUAUUGGCUGUGUGCUAAUAGCGAGAUCCGUGUGUGCGUGUGUGCGGUUGUAUCGCAUCGCAGGAUCAUGAUCUGAGACCAGGCUUGCCCCGAGGUCUACUAGUUGUGCAUUCUACCUGUGCACGUUCCUUGUGCAUACUUCCGCGUGCGCGCGUGUGUGUGUGUGAGAGUGUCCGUGGGGGCCUGCCUCCCACCCGCUUCGGAGAGGCCAGCGCGUUAGUGUGCGGGGCGGUUUUGUAGCAGCCAAAAUUUCCCAAAACAGCUAGUUGAAUGAGUAACAGUGCGAUGGUGGCCGUGGCGAUCUGCUGUAUACUGGUGCUGCUAGCCGUUUUCAUCGUGCUGAUCAUAGUGGUCGGUUCGACGAUGGGCGAACCGAAGUGAGAUAAGCUCCAACUGGGGCCAGGACACUUCGCCGAUGGAUAGCCAAGGCCCCCCGGCUGUUAGAAUUUGGACGGAUUUUGUUCCACCGGUGCUGCCGCUACCGCCGCCGACGCCAAUGGCUGCGGUGGCGCGGACAGCGGCCGCGACGAGCGUGCUCACCAUCACCACCAACACCACCACCGUCAGCACCAACCCCACCAGUCUCGUGUCCUGCGCGCGCGGCGCGUCGCUCGUGGCCAGUAGCCGUAGUGAGCGUGUAUAAUGGAGCGUGUGUCCAGCUACCACUACCAACCGACCGUUACCACCACCACCACCACCAUCACCACUACCCGUACCAUCAGCUGCUGCGUUGCGCCAUCGCGACGGUAGAACCAAUGGCGUAACGGGCGAAAUGUGGUAGAAGCGCGAGUGUGAGUCCACCACCACCACCACCACCAUCACCAUUACCAUCGAAACGGACCUCAAAACCACCCGAAUGAGCGAGCGAACGUACGAACCAACCAGGCACCGGGCGAGGCAGAACGACCAUUAGCGAGAGAGAGCAAAGCAAACCGAUUGCAGACAAAAAACCUUCCUCCAAAAACCCUCCAUCCCGCCGCAAAAAAGGCAGUGUUAGGGGAAGCUACCGGAUUACCGCUGAUGUCCCGGACGGGCGUCAGCGAAGAGCGUUUUGUUUUAUGCGGCACAGCCUAGCCCCGAAUCAGCUUCGAAUAGUAACUCACCUUCUCGGCCAACGUCUCCACUACUACUUGGGCGCUCGGUUUUCCCAAACACAAUCGAUUUUCGCACUUAAAAUGUCGUGUUCUUAAAUUUACGCGAAAAACGCUUUCCUUUCUGCCUGUCUACACAACACGAUUCGUACCCUUUAGUAGUCAAUCAAUCAAUCACUCCCCAUCGUACGCUUGUUGCACCUGAUUCGCACCGCCUCUCGAUAACAGGAAGAAGAAGUGGACGAAGAAGAAGAAGAAGAAGAGGACGAAAACAACAACUACUACGGGCACACACUUGUUCAUACUGCGUCAAAAACACACGUCAAAGCACAGCCACACGACACUCACGAGCAAUGGAAUAAAAUCUUACACACCAAUUCUACACAGCCGUCUUAGCGGGGGCACAAAAACAAAAAAACAAACAAACAAACAAACGAAACGAAACAAACAAACAAAACAAAGCAAAGGCUAGUUUUAGAAGCAAAGCAAGCAGCGAGCAAGCUGCAUAAAUAUCUUUUAAAGUGAAAGAAAAAGAGCGCGGCAAAACAAAGGAAAAAACC
This is a messenger RNA of Anopheles merus, 2042 nucleotides long. RefSeq lists its product as uncharacterized. The record is from RefSeq and is a predicted model, not a curated record. The transcript has 2 exons. Lineage: Eukaryota; Metazoa; Arthropoda; Insecta; Diptera; Culicidae. Bases 662 to 772 code for a protein of 36 amino acids.